Molecule: messenger RNA, 2199 nt
Organism: Gloeophyllum trabeum ATCC 11539
Lineage: Eukaryota; Fungi; Basidiomycota; Agaricomycetes; Gloeophyllales; Gloeophyllaceae
Product: terpene synthase
Exons: 11
Coding region: 1-2199 (732 amino acids)
Biological process (GO): ergosterol biosynthetic process; triterpenoid biosynthetic process
Cellular component (GO): lipid droplet
Molecular function (GO): lanosterol synthase activity
Source: RefSeq, a predicted model, not a curated record
AUGGCGCCCUUUCCAACGCCCUCUGGAUCGAUUCCGACGGACCCCAGCAAGCCGUUCACGGACUAUACACGAUGGAGACUCGUGAACGGCAAAGGCGGAAGGCAUACCUGGAAGUACCUGCGCACAGAUGAGGAGGUUGAGCGGUGGCCCCAGACGGAUAUCGACCGGUACUGGCUUGGACUCCCUGUGGAUGCACGCACUCUCCCUCCAGCCAAGGAUGCUCGAUCGGCAGCUGUUAACGGGUACGAGUUCUUCAAGCGACUGCAAGCACCGGACGGUCACUGGCCAGGCGAAUAUGGAGGACCGAUGUUCCUGCUACCUGGCCUCGUGAUAGCUUCCUACGUUACUGGGCUUUGGUUCGAGGAGGAGGAACGGCUUGAAAUGAUCCGGUACUUGCUCAACCGCGCGCAUCCAGAAGACGGUGGAUGGGGCAUUCACGUCGAGAGCGAUUCUACGGUCUUCGGCACGGCUCUCAACUACUGCACCCUUCGCUUGCUGGGAGUAGAUAGAGAGCACCCUGCUUUGGUGAAGGCCAGAGCUACCCUACACCGACAUGGUGGCGCCGUCGCUGCACCUUCGUGGGGCAAAUUCUGGCUGACAGUAUUGAAUGUCUAUUCAUGGGAUGGCAACAACCCAGUCCCUCCAGAGCUUUGGUUGCUGCCUGACUGGCUCCCGAUUCACCCGCACAGAUGGUGGAUCCAUACCCGGGCUGUAUACCUACCCAUGGGAUACCUGUAUAGAGUAAAAUUCCAAGGGCCCGAGACGCCAAUUGUGCGAGCACUACGAGAGGAAAUCUACGUACAGCCGUAUGACACCAUCGAUUGGCCCGCCCAGCGCAAUAACAUCGCUAAGGUGGACUUGUAUACCCCGCACAGCCUGCUUUUGGACGCACUCAACGCAGUGAUGUCCAACACCCUCGAAGCCUGCCCGCUCCCGCCGCUACACAAGCUCGCCCUGAAGCGCGCGUACGAGCUCAUCUGCAUGGAAGACGAGAACACCGCGUACCAAGACCUUGCGCCCGUGAACAAGAUGAUGCAGAUGGUGUGCCGCUUCCACGCCGACGGGCCGGACAGCGAGGCGAUGAAGCAGCACGCUCUGAAGCGCGCGGACGUGAUGUGGAUGUCGGCCGAGGGGCUGCUCGUCUGCGGUACGAACGGGAGCCAGCUCUGGGACACGGCGUUCAUGGCGCAGGCGCUCGUCGAGACGGGCCUGGCGGACUUGGAAGAAAACCGGGAGAGCGUGUUGAGAGCCCUGAAGUGGAUCGACGAGAGCCAGAUGACGGAGAAUCCGAAGUAUUACAAGGAAGCGUAUCGGCAGCGUACCAAGGGUGCGUGGGGUUUCAGCACGAAGGAGCAGGGAUAUACGUUGUCGGAUUGUACGGGUGAAGCGCUCAAGGCGGUUUUGUAUUUACAGAAUCGUUGGACAGAUGCGCCAAAGCCUGUCUCAGAUCGGCGGAUUUUCGACGCUGUGGACCUUAUGUUGGACAUGCAAUGCUCGAACGGUGGAUUUGCGAGUUAUGAGGAUAUUCGGGCUACGCAUCUGCUGGAGUUGAUCAACCCUGCGGAAGUCUUUGGUAAUAUCAUGACUGAAUACACGUACCCUGAAUGCACGACGUCUGUGAUCACAGCGUUGAGCAUCUUCCAAAAGUACUAUCCCGACUACCGCAAGAACGACAUAAAGCGUUGUAUCAAAGGCGCUAUCAAGUACUUACACGCCGCUCAGCGGCCGGAGGGUGGAUGGUACGGCUCAUGGGGCAUCUGCUUCACAUACGCGACGCUGUUCGCUCUGGAGAGUCUGUCGCUCGUGGGAGAGACGUACGCGAACAGCGAGGCCGUGCAACGCGCGUGUACAUUCCUCAUCUCGAAACAGAGAGCGGAUGGCGGAUGGGGCGAAAGUUACAAGUCAUGCGAACUUGAGAAAUGGGUGGAGCAUAAAAAUACUCAGGUCGUGCAGACGUCGUGGGCUGCCAUGGCGCUCAUGUACGCCCAAUACCCCGACCCCGUGCCCAUUGAGAAAGCUGUGCACCUCGUGAUGUCUCGCCAGAGACCCGAUGGAUCCUGGCCUCAGGAAGCGAUUGAGGGUGUGUUCAACAAGAACUGCAUGAUCACGUACCCGAACUUUAAGCAUAUCUUUACGGUGUGGAUGUUGGGCAAGGCGCAUGAGUAUAUUCCCAAGCUCCGGGCGCCUAAGUCCAGCUGA